AUGCAGAGUCAUGUGCCUCCUAAUUUCAACAGGCCAGGUGGGGAUGGCGAUGCUUGGUCUUCCCCAGGCUUUGGAGUGGAUGUUCGAGAUGUGAUCCUCAACAAUCCCAUCUCUCUGUACUGUGAGACCAACGCUGUCCCCCCUCCUACACUUACCUGGUAUAAGGAUGGACAGCUGAUGAGCUCCAAUGACAAAGUUCUGAUCUUGCCAGGUGGGCGAGUGUUGCAAAUACCUAGAUCCCAGGCUGACGACUCGGGCAGGUACACGUGUGUGGCUGUCAAUGAAGCAGGAGAAGACUCCAUUCAGUAUGAUGUUAGAGUUUUAUUGCCUCCUGUCAUACGGGGAACAGAUAGUGAUUUUCCUGUUGAGAUCACAGUCCUGGUCAACAAAACUACCCAACUCGAGUGUAUCGUGGAUGGAAACCCGACCCCCAAGAUCACCUGGUUUAAGGACAGCCAGCCAGUCAGCUCUGAUGGACCACACAGGAUCCUGUCCAAUGGACGAACACUUAAGGUGCUGACAGCUCAGGUGUCGGACACGGGGCGCUAUGUGUGUGUGGCUGACAAUGUGGCUGGAAAUGCAGAAAAAUCCUUCAACCUCAAUGUUUAUGUGCCUCCAACCAUUAUUGGCGUGAAUCCUGAGACUGUGACUGUGGUGGUGAACAACUUUGUGUCUCUGUCCUGUGAGGCUACUGGUUUUCCUCCUCCUACUCUGAGCUGGCUAAAUGAAAGAGGAUCCAUUCAGCCCAACAGCAAUGCACUCAUCAUGCCAGGUGGUCGUACGCUGCAGAUUCUGAAAGCAAAAGUGUCUGAUGGAGGAAAGUACAGCUGUGUGGCCAUGAACGCAGCAGGAGAGGCUUACAAACACAUCCACCUUACUAUAUUUGUUCCCCCAAGUAUCCGCGACAGUAGUGGAGACUCUCCUGUGGUGGUGAAUGUGCUUGUUGGGAAAUCAGUAACUCUGGAGUGUGAGUCCAACGCUGUGCCUCCUCCCACCAUCACCUGGUAUAAGAACGGCAGGGUGGUGACAGAAUCAGCCAACCUGCGUAUCCUGGCAGAGGGACAGAUGCUUGAGAUCAAAGGCUCAGAGGUGUCUGAUACUGGACAGUAUGUUUGCAAGGCUACCAACGUUGCUGGACAAGUGGACAAAAACUUCCACUUAAAUAUCUAUGUUCCUCCCAGUAUCGAUGGUCCUGCAGCGGAGAGAGUUGUUGAAACCAUCAGUAACCCGGUCACCUUUGCAUGUGAUGCUACUGGAAUCCCUCCUCCCAGCCUUGCUUGGUUGAAGAAUGGACGACCAAUAGGGAACUCAGAGUCUCUGGAGAUGCACAUCUUCUCAGGAGGAAGCAAGCUGCAGAUUGCACGCUCACAGCUUUCUGACAGUGGCACAUUCACGUGUGUGGCCUCCAACGUGGAGGGCAAAGCACGCAAGAGCUACCACCUCUCUGUUCAAGUCCCUCCUAGUAUCUCUGGAUCAGAGCUGCCCAGUGAAACGGGAGUCUUGCUAAAUGAAAGCAUCCAGCUGGUCUGUCGAGCCAAGGGAACCCCAGCUCCAACCAUCCAGUGGUUAAAGGAUGGUGAAGUAAUCAACAGCACAAGGAACACCGGGCUCAGGAUCAGCCCGGAUCGAAGCACUCUCACUGUAACUGGAGCUCAUACCACUGACAGCGGAAAGUACACCUGUGUGGCGUCCAAUGCUGCAGGAGAGGAGGACAGGAUAUUUAAUCUGAAUGUUUACGUUCCUCCCGUGAUAGACGGCAACAGUGAGACAGUGGAGCAGUUGAGCACAGUUCUGGACAGUUCUGUCAACAUUGAGUGUGUUGCUACAGGCUCUCCGCCCCCUCAGCUCAACUGGCUUAGAAAUGGCCUCCCUCUGCCAGUGUCCUCCCACAUACGGCUUCUCUCUGCAGGACAGGUGCUCCGGAUUACACGCACCCAGGUGUCUGACAGUGGCACCUACACCUGCGUCGCUUCAAACAGAGCAGGUGUGGACAACAGGCAUUACAGCCUGCAGGUACAUGUCCCCCCUGGUUUGGAUGGUGCAGGGACCACAGACGAUGUGACUGUGGUCAGGGAAAACUUGGCGUCUCUGCUGUGUAUAGCUGAUGGGACACCGACUCCCACUGUGUCCUGGCUCAAAGAAGGAGUUGUUUUAAUUCCUGACCCUCACCUCAAAUUCCUGAACCUGAAUACCACAUUGCAAAUCAUCCAAGCCCAGGUCAAUGAUACAGGGCGCUACACCUGCGUAGCCAACAAUACUGCCGGCCAAGCCAGCCGUCAUUUCAACCUGAAAGUGCUAGAUCCUCCACGCAUCAAGGGCUCUGGUGUACCAGCAGAAGUAUCUGUUGUGGUCAAUAAUGUCCUGGAGCUUCAGUGUGAGGCCUCAGGUAUCCCUGCACCCUCUUUGACCUGGCUGAAGGAUGGACGACCGCUCCCACAGACCAACAGUCUGCGUCUCCUCCGGGGAGGGGAGGUGCUCCUUGUAUCCUCAGCACAGUUGGAGGACACGGGCAGAUACAGCUGUUUAGCUAAUAGUCCAGCAGGAGAUGAUGACAAGGACUUCCUGGUUCGAGUGCAUGUUCCCCCUAACAUUGCCGGGGAGAGCUCGCCUCAGGACGUGUCAGUGCUGCAGAACAGACAGGCGACUCUGGAGUGCAAGUCAGAUGCUGUCCCACCUCCAACUUUGACCUGGCUCAAAGAUGGUCAACCAUUAAAGGCCUCUGCCCGUGUGCGAAUCCUGUCAGGUGGACGCUAUUUACAGAUCAACAUGGCUGAGCUCGGCGACAGAGCGCAGUACACCUGUGUGGCCAGCAACAUCGCUGGCAAGACAACACGGCAGUUUAACCUGGCUGUCAAUGUGGCCCCGACUAUCAAGGAAGGCUCCCAGUCAGUGUCAGUGCACAUCAACAAGCUUGCAGUGCUGGAGUGCAUUGUGAGUGGUGUGCCACCGCCGCGUGUAUCCUGGAGGAAACAUGGAACAGUAUUGGCAGGAAAUAACCCCAGGUACACAUUUGUAGAGGAUGGGUCAUUACACAUCCACUCUGCCCAGGUGACCGACACUGGUCGCUACCUGUGUAUGGCAACAAAUGAGGCCGGAACACAACGCAAGAGAGUGGAUCUGCAGGUUUAUGUCCCUCCUUCCAUCGCCGAUGGCCGCACAAAUGUGACAGUUACAGUCAACGUUCAAACCACUCUGUCCUGCGAGGCCACCGGCAUCCCCAAACCUACCGUCAGCUGGAUGAAAAACGGUCGAUCCAUCAAUACUGAUCAGAACCAGAAUAUGUACAGAUUAUUAUCAUCCGGCUCCCUGGUAGUUAUAGCACCAACAGUGGAGGACACAGCAGUGUAUGAAUGUGUGGUCUCUAAUGAGGCAGGAGAGGACUCCAGAUCCAUAAACCUCACUGUGCAUGUCCCUCCAUCUAUAGCUGAUGAACCCACAGAGCUAGUUGUAGCCAGACUGUCCCCAGUGGUUAUCUCCUGUACUGCAUCCGGUGUCCCUGAGCCUACAAUCCACUGGAGCAAAGACGGCAUGAAGCUUUCCAAAGAGGGGCAAGGCUACAACAUCCUCCCUACAGGUCCAAUAGAAAUCCCCUCAGCAGAGCUCAGUCAUGCAGGACGCUACUCGUGCACCGCCAAGAACGCUGCAGGCUCCACCCACCGCAACAUGCAGCUCACAGUGCAGGAGCUCCCAGUGAUCCAGUCUCAUCCGCCCACCCUGGAUGUGAUCCUGAAUAACCCCAUAACUCUGCCCUGCAGGGCCACGGGCUCACCCAGACCCACCAUCACCUGGCAGAAGGAGGGCAUCAAUAUACACACCACAGGUGGAAGUUUCACAGUGCUGCCCACUGGAAGUCUGCAGAUCUCUAAAGCCUCUGUGUCAGACUCGGGAACAUACAUAUGUGUGGCUCAAAACCCUGCAGGCACUGCACUGGGCAAGACAAAACUCAGAGUACAAGUUCCUCCGGUGAUCAGCUCAGAAACUCAAAAGUAUGUAACACCUGUGGACUCCUCUGUGACGCUUCAGUGUCAAGCAGACGGCUCCCCUCGCCCUUCUGUCUCAUGGCAUAAAGACGGGCAGCCGCUGCGGGAAUCUGUGCAGCAGCGGGUGCUCAGUUCAGGAUCCCUGCAGAUCGCGUUCAUCCAGCCGAGUGAUACUGGACGAUACACUUGCACUGCUGCAAAUGUAGCAGGAACUGUCAGCCUAGAGAUGAGCCUCACGGUACAGGUCCCACCUUCCAUCAUUGGUGGAGAAAAGGAGGUAGCAGUGGUGGAGAACAGUCAGGCUCAGCUGGUGUGUUUGGCAGAGGGGGUCCCUCAGCCUAGCCUGUCCUGGGAGAAGGACGGUACUUCUGUACUGGAAAGCUCAGGGGAGUACACCAUCCUGCCAUCUGGAGAGCUGGUGAUAGACAGUGCUCAUCCUGAAGAUGCAGGUAUUUACACCUGUGUUGCCACUAAUGAGGUCGGACAGGACAGUCAGACGGUGACCCUGUCUGUUCACACUCACCCUGUCUUCACUGAGCUGCUCGGAGACGUGGCCCUCAACAAGGGAGAGCGCCUCCUGCUGGCCUGUGGAGUCAGCGGCAUGCCACCGCCAAGAAUCACAUGGGCCUUUAACAACAACAUAAUCCCAGUUCACUAUGAUCACAUGAACGGCCACAGUGAGCUGGUUAUUGAGAGAGUGAGCAAAGAAGAUUCAGGCACUUACACCUGCGUGGCAGAAAACAGUGUAGGAACCAUCAAGUCGCUGGGCUUCGUCUAUGUCAAAGAGCCUCCUAUCAUUGAUGGGGACCCUCACUCCAACCGUAUUGAGCCUCUGGGUGGUAACGCCAUCCUGAACUGUGAGGUCCGGGGAGACCCCCUGCCCAUCAUCAGAUGGAGCAAAAGCGGAAUCAACAUCCAGAUCAACAACCGCAUCCGUCAGCUGGACAACGGCUCCCUCGCCAUCUAUGGCACUGUGAGUGAAGAUGCAGGCAGCUACAUGUGUGUGGCAACAAAUGAUGCUGGGGUGGUGGAAAGGAGUGUCACACUUAUCUUGCAGCGUGCACCCACCAUCAUAGUGGAGCCAGUGGAGACAGUAGUAGAUGCUGGCACCACAGUCCUGCUUAACUGUCAGGCGGAGGGUGAGCCUACACCGAUGAUGGAAUGGUCCCGUCAGGGGCGCCCACUUUUGGGCAACGACCGCUUUUCCCCCCUGUCCAACGGUUCUCUCAGGAUCAGCAGUGCCCAGAAGGAGGACACAGCUGAAUAUGAAUGUGUGGCAAGAAACUUGCUGGGAUCAGUGCUGGUCAGGGUCACUCUCACUGUACGAGUUCAUGGGGGCUAUUCGGAGUGGGCAGAGUGGGGUCUUUGCAGUGUGUCCUGUGGUGUCGGGUCCCAGAAGAGGCUGAGACAGUGUAACAAUCCUCGACCUGCCAAUGGAGGGCGUCACUGUGCAGGAUCUCACUCAGAGACAUGGAGUUGUCAGGGAAAGCCCUGUCCAGUGGAUGGUAACUGGUCAGAGUGGUCUCUGUGGGAGGAGUGUUCUCGUAGCUGUGGUCAGGGCAACAGAACCAGGGUUCGGACCUGCAGUAACCCUCCAGCCCAGCAUGGAGGCCGAUCCUGCGAGGGGAAAGCAGUGGAGGUUAUUAUGUGCAGUGUCCGUCCUUGUCCAGUGGCAGGUAACUGGGGGUCUUGGCUGCCGUGGAGCCCAUGCAGUGAGACCUGUGGUAAAGGCAUGAAGUCCAGAAUCCGGCUGUGUAACAACCCUCCUCCAGCAUUUGAUGGGCCGCGGUGUGAGGGCUCAGACACCCAAACACAAAUGUGUAAAGAAAGACAGUGUCCUGUGGAUGGGAAGUGGUCAUCCUGGGUGAGCUGGGGAGCCUGCAGCGUUUCAUGUGGAGGCGGGACCAGACAGAGGACACGCCUUUGUGCUAGCCCCGCCCCUCAGCAUGGAGGCAGACAGUGUGAAGGCAAUGAUGUACACAUUGACUUCUGUAACAGUGACCCAUGCCCCGUCAGUGGUAACUGGGGUCCUUGGAGUAGCUGGGGUAGCUGCAGUAAGACAUGCAAUGGUGGUCAGAUGAGACGCUACAGGACUUGUGACAACCCGAGACCGGCCAAUGGUGGUAGAGCUUGUGCAGGUGCAGAUUCACAGAUACAGAGAUGCAGCACAGACAUCUGUCCUGUUGAUGGUAACUGGGGUUCAUGGCAGCCGUGGGGAGAUUGCUCUGCUUCCUGCGGAGUAGGAGAAAGGUCUCGAGUCCGUUUCUGUAAUAGUCCAUCUCCUAGCAACGGGGGUCGGCCGUGUCCUGGAGACUCCUCUCAGCUCUCCAGGUGUAACACUCAGGCCUGCCCAGGUGGACCCCAGAGGGCACGAGGAAGCAUCAUUGGAAAUAUCAAUGAUAUUGAGUUUGGCAUCGCCAUCCUCAAUGCCACCAUCACAGACGGCGAGGCAGGCAACAGAAUCAUCAAAGCCACUAUUAAUAAUAUACCCAGGACAUUAGGUCCUGCGAUGAGAAAGCUCAUCUCAAUCCUGAACCCUGUCUACUGGACCACUGCACAGGAAGUAGGAGAGGCGGUCAAUGGCUUCACUCUGACAGGAGGCAUCUUCAGGAGAGAGACACAGGUGGAGUUUGCCACAGGUGAGAUCCUGAGGAUGACCCACAUUGCCAGAGGCCUGGACUCAGAUGGAGUGUUGCUACUGGACAUCGUAGUGAACGGACACAUCCUGCAGCUGCCCUCACAUGCUGACAUAAACAUCAAGGACUACACAGAGGACUACAUCCAGACAGGCCCAGGCCAGCUGUAUGCUCAGUCCACUCGCAUGUUCAGUGUCAACAGAGAGAGUGUGCCCUACUCCUGGAACCACACCAUCACCUACGACCUGUCCAAGGGCAAGAUGCCAUACCUGGUAGAGAUGCUGCAUGCCACAGCCAUCAGCGCUCACUACCACCCCCUGGAGGAGAUGUUGAAGUAUAGCAUACAAGCUAGCAUUGCCAAGGGAGAUCGCAGUAAUCAGUGUCCUCAGGGAUUCACUCUGGUGUCUGCUGGGCCAUACUGUGCAGAUGAGAACGAGUGUGAGGUUGGUAACCCCUGCUCUCAUGCCUGCCACAAUGCCAUGGGCACCUACUACUGCUCCUGUCCCCGAGGCCUCACCAUCUCAGCUGACGGCAGGACCUGUCAGGACAUUGACGAGUGUUCGUUAGGUGGGAACGUGUGCAAUGAUAGACAGGAAUGUGAGAACACGAUUGGCUCUUACCGAUGUGUAAUGCGCUGUGGGCGGGGCUUCAGGAGAACAGCUGAUGGUCUCAGCUGCACAGAUGUCAAUGAGUGCCAGGAGUCCAAUCCGUGCAAUCAACAUUGUCUGAACACGAUUGGAAGCUACAGAUGUGCCUGUGAACCGGGCUUUCAACUCAGGAACCGGCGCUGUAUAGAUAUCAAUGAGUGCAGACAGAGAGUCUGUCGAUCAGAUCAGCAGUGCAAAAACACACGGGGUGGUUACACCUGUAUCGACCUGUGCCCCAAUGGUAUGACCAAAGGUGCUAACGGGACAUGUGUAGACAUCGAUGAAUGCAGAGAUGGCACUCAUCAGUGCCGAUACAAUCAAAUCUGUGAGAACACCAGAGGCAGCUACCACUGCACAUGUCCGCGGGGCUACAGAUCUCAGGGAGUGGGACGACCCUGUCUCGAUAUAAAUGAGUGUGAGCGGCUUCCCCAGCCCUGUGCCCACCAGUGCAUCAACAUGCCCGGCAGCUACAAGUGCAGCUGCCCGCCAGGGCGCCACCUGCUGGGCGAUGGCAAGUCAUGUGCUGGUCUGGAGCGUCUGCCCAGCUAUGAGAGUUAUUCAUAUGGCUACAGGACGUCACAGUCCUCUCCUGACAGCAGCUCCUACCAGCGACUGUACCACAACCUGGCCUCUCAAAGUUACCACUCCUACGCAGCCAACACACGGGGGCGCAACAGGGGCCAGAGCCGCAGAGAGGCCGGCGCACAUUCCUCACCACAGGGUUUCCUGGCUUGUCAGCAAGGGUUUGAGUCCAGGGGGGGCUCCUGCAUAGACAUCAACGAGUGUGAGGUGAGGGACGCCUGUCAGCACGAGUGUAUGAACACACCGGGGAGCCACAGGUGUCUCUGUCCUGCUGGGUACCGCCUCAUGACCAACGGCAAGACGUGUCAGGAUAUAGACGAGUGUUUGGAACAGAACAUCCAGUGUGGAGCUAACCGGAUGUGCUUCAACAUGAGAGGAAGUUACCAGUGUAUAGACACACCCUGUCCACCAAACUACCAGAGGGACGCAGCCACAGGGUUUUGCCUGAAGAACUGCCCACCAAACGACCUUGAGUGUGCGCUGAGCCCGUACGCGCUGGAGUACAAGCUGUUGUCUCUACCCUUUGGCAUUGCAGCCAACCAGGACCUGAUCCGACUGGUAGCCUACACGCAGGACGGAGUCAUGCACCCGAGAACCACCUUCUUGGCUGUAGGCGAGGACGUCACGUUACCUUUUGCCCUGCGAGACGAGAACCUGAAGGGAGUGCUGUUCACCACGCAGGCGCUCAGAGAGCCUCAGACGUACCGCAUGAAGGUGCGAGCACUCUCCUACAGCGAAGACGGAGGCAUAGAGUACCAGACGACCUUCAUCGUCUACAUCGCAGUCUCUGCCUACCCCUACUGAGAGCACUUUAAGAGACGCAGAACAGAAGGUGCGCUGAUGAGUUCGGACCUUUACAUACUAGGAUAAAAGAGAGAGUGUGGUUUUGGGGAGUUGCCACACCAGUAAAGAAACUGAAAAAAAAAAAGAGACUUUGUGUUCAAGUGAGAGAAGACAGAGAGUGAAAACAGCCCCGAAGACAUAAGGAAAAAGAUUCAAACCAUCCAACUCACUGAAGGUUACCUGGAUGUUGGAUAAAACUGGCUAUUUAUUGGCUUCAAUCCUGGAAUCCUUACCUCAGGUUGUUAUAGGAUGAUUGACAUUUUUUUUUAUUUUUCACAUCCCAAAGAUGUAUUUAUAAGAUCAAGUUUCCUCCUCAGAGCUGAGCGUCCACCUCUGACUAAGAUAGGCUUCAACCCUAAUCAUGAAAUCUUAGCUAGCCUUUUUAUUAACAUCUACCUAUUAUUAACUUAUUGGGAAGUGCUCGAACGAGAACGAGCAGUUUCCCACCUUUGUUUAGCCUUCGAGUCGAGACAUGGUGCUUAUUCUGACGAUAGAAAACUUGACUGUCACAUUUUAAACAUCCUCAGGUAGUAGCCUUUAAUACACAGUGUAUCCUAUCUUUACACUGAUUACAUCAUCAAUGUGCCAUACUGCUCCAUCCAAUAGUUCAUACCAAGAUGUACUUUAUUUUUAUGACUUGUAAAUAUGUUUGUUUUUCUUAUUGUCAUACUGUAACUAUUGUAACCAUUUUGUAAUAAAAGUGUAAUAAAUGAA
Messenger RNA from Labrus mixtus (cuckoo wrasse), 9402 nucleotides. RefSeq names its product hemicentin 1 (gene hmcn1). Gene Ontology annotation, cellular component: axon; plasma membrane; neuronal cell body. The record is from RefSeq and is a predicted model, not a curated record. Gene Ontology annotation, biological process: synapse organization; homophilic cell-cell adhesion. The coding region runs from base 1 to 8649 and encodes 2882 amino acids. NCBI's taxonomy places the organism in Eukaryota, Metazoa, Chordata, Actinopteri, Labriformes, Labridae. The transcript has 55 exons. Gene Ontology annotation, molecular function: axon guidance receptor activity; calcium ion binding.